AUGUAUCUCCCUCGGCAGCUCAUCUCACACCUCUAUCUACAACUCCUCCGAUCUCACCAUCCACUCUCUCCACCCGUCCUAAUCCUCGUGGCAUUAGAGCCAGACGCGCUAUGUGCCUGUCGAAUUCUUACGGCGUUGUUAAAACGCGACUACAUCCCUCAUAAGAUCCAGCCGGUUGCAGGAUAUGGCGAUUUGACGCGUGCGGGGGAGGAACUGAUCCGCCCGAUGCAGACCACAAAUGGCGGCAGUGGAGGUGUUGUGGUCUGUCUCGGUGUGGGAGGCUUGGUUGAUCUUGGCGAGAUCCUGGCGUUGAGCAAUCCGGAGGACGAGGUGGAGGAUAUGGGAGGCGUGGAGAUCUGGGUAUUCGACGCGCGACGGCCGUGGAACCUGAGUAACGUCUUCGGAGGACAAGUGGGGAUGGGUCAGGCCAUGGCCGAAAUUGAUCCUAAUGCGCGACAACGGACGCGUGGAGUGGACAAAGGGUGCAUUACUUCCGCUUACACGUCGAAGAAUGGCGGCAUUGUCGUGUAUGACGACGGAGACAUUGAGGAGGAACUUCGGAACGAACGAGAAGCAUAUUACGCACUGCUGGAAAUGCCAGAGGUGGAUGAUGAAGACGAUGACGAGAGUGCAGAUGAAUCGGACGAUGAGAUUCAACCAAGGUCGAAAAAGCGCAAGUCGUGGUCAGGUCGCGAAGAUGACGAGGAUUCAGAAGGCGAUGAGCCGCCGCAUCAACGGCGGAGAAGCAAUUCAGGCUCUUCCAUUGCCUCGACCCCAACGCGCCGCAAGAAGACUGGACUCGAUUCUUCCAACUCGUCGCGAUCUGUGACACCGACAACCGAUUCCCCAUCACCGGCGGAGACCAAGCAACCCUCGGCGCGAGCAUUAAAGAAACGUCUACUCAAACUUAAGCGAAAACACGACUCCGUAUUGCAAGCAUACUACUCGUCUGGAACGUCGUACUCCGAACCAAUUUCGUCCCUGAUCUACUCCCUGGCAUCUGAGCUCGGUCGUGAUGAUAACGAUCUGUUGUGGCUUGCUAUUGUCGGUGUCUCUAGCUUGGAACUCAGCGGCCGGACAAUGACUGGAGUGGGAAUUUCGAACACAUCAGAAUCUGGAGGCUCAGCAGGCUGGGGUGGCCAACGUGGAGAACACAUCCGCCAAAUACUCCGUGAUGAAGUGCAUCGUUUAAACCCGCCUGAUCCUAACGAAGAAAAUCGGGACUAUCGAGGAGAACUAAACGGUGUGAUUCCGACAACUGCGAGGUCGCCAACCGAUACGUCCAUUCGCAUUUCUCCUGAACCUCGAUUUCUCCUUGUGCGGCAUUGGUCGCUAUACGAGAGUAUGCUCCACAGUCCUUACCUCGCCCCAAGGCUGCAUGUCUGGACUGAGAACGGUCGCAAACGACUGCAUAAGUUCUUGGCCAAGAUGGGUAUCAGUCUGACCCAGUGCCACCAAUACUAUACACACAUGGACAUGGAAUUGAAGCGUGCUCUACGCAGCCGUCUACUCCAGUUUGCUCCAGUGUAUGGCCUGGACGGACUUGUGCCCGCAGAAGGAGCUGCGAGUGCUAGUGCCCGCGAGGGCUGGGGAUUCGUACGUUUCUGGGGCUGGAAGGCCUGUCUCUCUGCCACGGAUGUGGGUGUCAUUGUGGGUGCAAUGCUGGAAGUUGGGCCUCACGAGACUUCAACUGCUUGGGACGCUAAACGCUUGCCGCGGCAGCCCAAUGAUGCAGAAAGCGGCGGUGUCCCGGGCGAAUCCGACUUGGCUAGUUUACUACCCCGGUUCUGGAGUGCAUACGACGCCCUCUCAUUAACAUCUGAAUCACCCACGCUCCUCCUAGAGUCGCUCCCUCUAGCCCAACAUCUACACCGUGCCAUCCUUCGCACCGGUACCUCCCUGCUCUCAAAACAUCAAAUCCGUCACCUCAGGGCGUUCCGGAUUGCCGUGGUGAAAGAUGGACCCGACGUGAAGCUCUUCACAAACCCUGGGGCCUUGACAAAAUUGGCCCUGUGGAUCGCGGAGGCCAUUCGAGUCCAAGAAAAAGAACGAGGCGACUCAGUCAAGAUCGGCCGCAAGCGUGCAGCUGGUACUCCUCUUGUCCUUGCUGGUCUGGAUGAAGAUCGCGAUCUUUACGUUGUCGUCGGCACCGGUGGUGGCGGUGGUGUUAUUGACUUUGCCGCCAUGCACAAGCGUCAAGACGAACGCAAGAAGAAGAAAGAAGCCAAGGAGAAGAAACAGAAAGAGAAGUCAGAGCGCCGAUCGAAGCGGGCAGCGGAGCGUGCCGAGCGUGAAGAUGGAACUGGCGCCGAGGAUGAAGAUUCUGAAGAAUCCGAGUCCUCAUCGGAAUCGGAGUCCGAGGACGAGGAAGACCACGGGAAGAAGCAUCUCCUCCGCAACCGAUUUGGGAUUGCUUUCCAAGAGGUGGUCCAGGAGACGAACGCGCGUGUCCGCAUCGACAGCUUCGAACACUGUGUUGUCGAGGUCCAGAAGGAUGAUCUCGGCGGAUUCCUCGAAGCAUUGAGUUUCCGCAGUGUGGUGGGAUAA
Penicillium bovifimosum is the source of this 2547-nucleotide messenger RNA. Its product is annotated as cell division control 45 family protein. Gene Ontology annotation, molecular function: single-stranded DNA binding; DNA replication origin binding; chromatin binding. The transcript is spliced from 2 exons. Lineage: Eukaryota; Fungi; Ascomycota; Eurotiomycetes; Eurotiales; Aspergillaceae. Gene Ontology annotation, cellular component: DNA replication preinitiation complex. Gene Ontology annotation, biological process: DNA replication initiation; mitotic DNA replication preinitiation complex assembly; double-strand break repair via break-induced replication. The coding region runs from base 1 to 2547 and encodes 848 amino acids. The record is from RefSeq and is a predicted model, not a curated record.